This is a messenger RNA of Panicum virgatum (switchgrass), 3862 nucleotides long. Its product is annotated as pentatricopeptide repeat-containing protein At3g57430, chloroplastic-like. Bases 94 to 2685 code for a protein of 863 amino acids. Gene Ontology annotation, biological process: RNA modification. Gene Ontology annotation, molecular function: protein binding; RNA binding; zinc ion binding. NCBI's taxonomy places the organism in Eukaryota, Viridiplantae, Streptophyta, Magnoliopsida, Poales, Poaceae. The record is from RefSeq and is a predicted model, not a curated record. The transcript has a single exon.
CCAAAACCCAAACGCUAGACGACUCGACGCUCCUGAAGCCGAGCUCCCUAGCCGGCUUGGCUAGCUCAGCUCCCCAAUCCAAUCCGCCGCGCCAUGGCCGCCACUCCGCUCCCCGUCACCUCCCCGCCUCCUCCGCCGCACCCGCCCACCGCCGCCACCAUUCGCUCUCUCACCGUCGCGGGCGACCACGCCGCCGCCCUCCGCGCGCUCUCCUCCCUGUCGGCGGCCUCGCCCUCCGCGCCGCUCGACCGCUUCGCGCUCCCGCCCGCCGCCAAGUCCGCCGCUGCGCUCCGCUCCCUCCCGGCCGUCCGCGCCAUCCACGGCGCCGCGCUGCGCCGCCACCUCCUCGACGGCCCCACCCCGGCCGUCGCCAACGCGCUCCUCACCGCCUACGCCCGGUGCGGCGACCUCCCCGCCACUCUCGCGCUCUUCGCCGCGAUGCCCGCCCGCGACGCCGUCACCUUCAACUCCCUCAUCGCCGCGCUCUGCCUCUUCCGCCGCUGGCUCCCGGCGCUCGACGCGCUCCGCGACAUGGUCCUGGACGGCCACCCGCUCACCUCGUUCACGCUCGUCAGCGUCCUACUCGCGUGCUCCCACCUCGCCGAGAACCCGCGCCUCGGCCGCGAGGCGCACGCGUUCGCUCUCAAGGGCGGGCUCCUGGACGGCGACGAACGGUUCGCGUUCAACGCGCUGCUCUCCAUGUACGCGCGCCUCGGCCUGGUCGACGACGCGCGGCGGCUCUUCGGCUCCGUCGGCGCCGCCGACGCGCCAGGUGGCGGCCUCGUCACGUGGAACACCAUGGCCAGCCUGUUGGUGCAGAGUGGCCGCUGUGCUGAGGCCGUCGACGUGCUCUACGACAUGGUCGCGCGCGGCGUGCGCCCCGACGGCGUCACGUUCGCGAGCGCGCUCCCGGCGUGUUCGCAACUGGAGUUGCUCUCCGUCGGCAAGGAGAUGCAUGCUUACGUCCUCAAGGACGCCGACCUCGCUGCCAACUCGUUCGUCGCCAGCGCGCUCGUGGACAUGUACGCGAGCCACGAGCGGGUGGACGCGGCCAGGCGGGUGUUCGACAUGGUCCCGGGUGGCGACCGUCAGCUCGGGCUCUGGAACGCCAUGAUCUGCGGGUACGCGCAGGCCGGCAAGGACGAGGACGCGCUGGAGCUCUUCUCCCGGAUGGAGGCCGAGGCCGGCGUCGUACCCAGCGAGACCACCAUGGCGGGUGUGCUGCCCGCGUGCGCACGCUCAGAGGCCUUCGCCGGCAAGGAGGCGGUCCACGGGUACGUCGUGAAGCGCGACAUGGCAGAGAACCGGUUCGUGCAGAACGCGCUCAUGGACAUGUACGCGCGCCUCGGCGACAUGGACGCGGCGCGGCAGAUCUUCGCCGCGAUCGAGCCCCGCGACGUGGUCUCUUGGAACACCCUCAUCACCGGCUGCGUCGUACAGGGCCACAUCAGCGACGCGUUCCAGCUGGUCCGGGAGAUGCAGCAGCAAGGGAGAUACACUGAUGCGGCAACAGAAGACGGCAUCGCCAGAGCAGACGAAGAGCCGGUGAUGCCCAACAACAUCACACUCAUGACCCUGCUCCCUGCAUGCGCGAUGCUCGCGGCGCCAGCAAGGGGGAAGGAGAUCCACGGCUACGCGGUGCGUCACGCCUGGGACUCGGACGUCGCCGUCGGCAGCGCGCUGGUGGACAUGUACGCCAAGGGCGGUUGCCUGGCACUGUCCAGGGCCGUGUUCGACCGGCUCCCAAGAAGGAACGUCAUCACCUGGAACGUUCUAAUCAUGGCCUACGGCAUGCACGGGCUCGGCGACGAGGCCAUCUUGCUAUUCGACCGAAUGGUUGCGAGCGACGAGGCCAAGCCCAACGAGGUCACCUUCAUCGCCGCGCUAGCAGCCUGCAGCCACUCGGGCAUGGUGGACCGCGGCCUGGAGCUGUUCCAUAGCAUGAAGAGGGACCACGGUGUCGAGCCAACACCGGACCUUCACGCCUGCGCCGUUGACAUUCUCGGUCGGGCUGGCAGGCUGGACGAGGCCUACAGCAUCAUCAGCUCAAUGGAGCCAGGAGAGCAGCAGGUGUCCGCGUGGAGCAGCUUCCUCGGAGCGUGCCGGGUGCACCGGAACGUCCAGCUCGGCGAGAUCGCCGCCGAGCGGCUGUUCGAGCUGGAGCCCGACGAGGCCAGCCACUACGUGCUCCUGUGCAACAUCUACUCCGCGGCCGGCCUAUGGGACAAGUCAUCGGAGGUGAGGGGCCGGAUGCGGCAGAGGGGCGUCAGCAAGGAACCCGGCUGCAGCUGGAUCGAGGUCGACGGCGCGAUCCACAGGUUCAUGGCGGGCGAGUCCGCGCACCCGGAGAGCGCGCUGGUGCACGCGCACAUGGACGCACUCUGGGAGCGGAUGCGGGGGCAAGGGUACACGCCGGACACCUCGUGCGUGCUCCACGACAUCGAGGAGGGCGAGAAGGCGGCCAUCCUCCGGUACCACAGCGAGAAGCUCGCCGUCGCCUUCGGGCUGCUGCGGACGCCGCCGGGCGCCGCCAUCAGGGUGGCCAAGAACCUGAGGGUGUGCAACGACUGCCACGAGGCGGCCAAGUUCAUCUCCAAGAUGGCCGGGAGGGAGAUCGUGCUGAGGGAUGUGAGGAGAUUCCACCAUUUCGUGGACGGCGCCUGCUCCUGCGGGGAUUACUGGUAGAGAAAAUCGCAUAUUGCCACGGUGCCUAACAAAUUGUUUAGCUCAUACAGGAAACAGAGAUUAUUGUUACAUGCCCCUGAAGUCUCUCUGGCUUUUGGAAUGAACUGUCUAAUCAGCCCGGUCACCACCUACAUUUAAGGAGGACGGAAUGGGGAACCAUUCUACGACCUACUGAUCUGAAAAUGGAACUUCUACUGAGAUACUGAGUGCAUGGAUGUUUCCAAACAUAGGAUUGAUGGAAUGGUAGUAGUGACAGUAAAGCUGACGGAAAUAACCCGAAAGCAACAAGACAACCCACAGCGCAGAAUAAUCCUCUCAGUCUCAAUCUCGGAUAAUGAACAGUCUGCCACCCCUGACGGCCUGAACUCGCUGAGAAGAAGCCCCGGACAACGGAUCAAAAUCCACGAGAGAAACAAUAAAGCAAGCAAAAGGAUCGCACUGAAACAGCAAACACACUUGAUAGUUGACACUCCCUUACUGUUAUUUCUAUCCCGCGUUGAAACCCGAUCGAAGGAACCCAGCGGCUUAUCGCAGAGCAGAACCGUGCCAAACCGGACCAAUCGAAGGAGCUCAGCGGCUUAGCGCGGAGCAGAACUGUGCCAAACCGGAGAAGCGGGAGCAGGAUUUAUGUUGGUUACCUAUGGUUCGACUUCCGGCGCCUCCGAUGUCCGAUCCUUUCCUGUUUCCCCUUCGACGCGGAACCGGGGCGCAGGGAGGAGGAGGGUGAGGUGGGGAGAAGGAACGCAGGGAAGUUUCACGCUCACGGGGUCUUCGGCGCAUGAUGGUGGUGGUCGUGGCGGGCAAGGACGGGAAAAGGAAAAACAGGGGAAAGGAAAAAACAGGACGUGGACUUUCACAGCGGAGCAGGACGGCACGGCACGACCCGGCAACGGUCUUCGCUGGUUUAUGCAUGGACCACGGCGGACGGGCGGAGGUAUACAUGGAUUGACCUCGUCAAGAUGUGAUGCAAUACGCCGGAUUAGGGUACUAAUCAAGCUCCCUUUUGAGCGCUUCUUUUUUUCUUUUUUGGUAAUGGGGGUCUUUUAAUUACCAUUGGGGCACACAUUUCCCUUCCUUCUUUUCAUUAUCUUCUCCGAUUAGGGAGCAUCGGCGACGUUAUUAAGAUUCAAAAACUCGAGGAGGGUUCCUUAUAAAAGAUAAGGUUUUUGACAUUAAA